Molecule: messenger RNA, 7934 nt
Organism: Bombyx mori (domestic silkworm)
Lineage: Eukaryota; Metazoa; Arthropoda; Insecta; Lepidoptera; Bombycidae
Gene: Nup98-96
Product: nuclear pore complex protein Nup98-Nup96
Exons: 49
Coding region: 388-5952 (1854 amino acids)
Biological process (GO): protein import into nucleus; post-transcriptional tethering of RNA polymerase II gene DNA at nuclear periphery; telomere tethering at nuclear periphery
Cellular component (GO): nuclear pore cytoplasmic filaments; nuclear pore
Molecular function (GO): RNA binding; structural constituent of nuclear pore
Source: RefSeq, a predicted model, not a curated record
ACACGUUUUGGUUGCAAAAUUUUCUAAUAAAAUUGUGAAAUUCGUUGUGCAAUAAAAAGCUAAUAUAAAUAAGCAUACAGCAACAAUGCUUUACGGUUGCGAGUUAUCGCUAUAAAGUGCAAUACCAACGGAAAUUCUCUAAACGUCUUGUGGUUAGGUUAAGUACUGCGUCUAAAAUUUAAAAUUAAUAGAAUUCAAAUAGACACAGAGUUAUAUUUAAAAUACGUUUUGCAAUAAAAGUGAAUAAAUUGAAAGAAUUUAAUAGUAAAAUUCAAAAAUACUAUUGUUAGAAAUUCUGAUAAUAGUGGUCUCAUGAUGGUACAGACCAUUUGAUCUUCAAGUGAGUGGAAGUUAAUUUUGGACUCUGCAUCAGGAGAAGCUUUCAUAAUGUUUCCCAAACAGACUUUUGGCAGUAAUGCCACUUCAGGUUUUGGUUCCUUCAAUUCUGGCGCGACAACUUCGUCCCCUUUUGGCGGAUUCAAACCUGCCACAGGAUCUUUUGGUGCGAGCACGUCAACGCAGCCCGCCACUGGUGGAGGUCUCUUCGCGAACAAUACCUCUGGUGGUGGUCUUUUCGGGAAUCCCGGUCCCUCGACAUCGACUUCCGCCUUCGGGACGAGCACCACUGGUUUCGGCUUCGGCGGAGGUGCUACGUCCGGUGGACUAUUCGGGAAUACCUCGACCGCUGGAGGGGGUUUGUUCGGGAACACGCAGGCGACACCCUCGUUUGGAGUCAAACCGACAGGUUUCGGCUUCAGCGGCUCGACCACGACCGGAGCGACCACCGGGAACCUGUUCGGCACGCCGGCGACCGGACCCGGCGCCGGACUGUUCGCGCCCCAGGGCAACACCAUGUCCGGCGGGGGACUGUUCGGGGGGAACACCAGCGCUGGUGCUUUCGGUCAGCAGCAACCCACAGGGACCGGCCAUGUCAAGUUCAACCCAGUUGUUGGGACGGAGGUGGUGAUGAAAAAUGGCACAUCACAGAACAUUAACAUCAAACAUCACUGCAUAACUUUCAUGAAGGAAUACGAAGGCAAAAGCUUAGAGGAGCUACGUUUGGAAGAUUACAUGGCAGGGCGAAAGGGUUCAACUGCCACCACGGGGAUGUUCGGAGGUUUCCAGCAGACAACAGAGAACAAACCCUUGUUCGGCAGCACUGGUUUCGGCCAGCCAGCUACCACGAGCGCCCCCGGCAUGUUCGGGACGGGAUCCGGCCUGGGGACGUCCGGGGCAUUCGGACAAAACAGUACAUUCUCGUUUGGCGGCAACACGAAUACGACGACCACGGGCCUCUUCGGUGCAAACAAGCCGCCGGCUUUCGGUACCAGCACUGCGGGCUCCACCCUGUUCAAUACAACGACGACACAAGCGCCGGCGUUCGGCGCCAGUACUAACACAUUCGGGUUUGGCGCCAACACGCAGAAUCAGUCAACUGGUAUAUUCGGGGCGAAGCCGGCAACCGGAGCGUUCGGCACGACGCCGGCCAGCUCGGGCUUCGGUUCAUUCUCGGGGGGCGGAGCACCCUUCGCUGCCAAGACGACGGCUCCGGCGUUCGGUACCACCACAUCCGCAUUCGGCAGCAUGGCGCCUACGUUCGGCAGCGGCACGCAGGGCGGGGGCCUGUUCGGGCAGGGCACGGCCUUCGGGAAGCCGGCCACCACGCAGCCCAGCUUCAGCUUCGCCGCCUCGCAGCCCGCCGCGCCGGGGCUGGGGGCCGGGGCGGGGGGCGUGUUCCAGGGCAAGCCCGCGGCGCCGAGCUUCGGCACGCUCGGGCUCGGCACGUUCCAGCAGCAGCCCGCCAACACGUUCAAGACGGACGGCGUGCUGGGCGGCGGAAUGUUCGGGAACAACAACGCGCUGGGCUCCGGCUUCGGUUUGGGCUCGAUGAACGCGAACAACAGUCUGCUGGCGAACAACAGCUUAUCCGGCGCCUCUGCUGGCGGCAACGUGCACGAGCAGAUCCUGACGAUGGCGGCCCGCCCGUACGGGGACUCGCCCCUCUUCAAGGACCUGCUGCCCGAUUCGACAACGGCAGCCGAAGACAUACUGAAGCCGACGAACCCGCUGGCGCUGAAGGCGGUCCUGGACGGCUCCCAUUCCGCCUACAGGAUCAACUCGCCCACCUCACGGGUGCAACCCAGGCAGCUGCCCGUACAUAAGAAGUCGCUCUUCGACGGCCUAGAAGAAUCGGAUUCGAGCUUAGAAGACAAGCUGUGCUUGAAGCCGAGCCGCAAGCGUCUGGUGCUGCGCGCCCGCCCCGCCGACGGACAAGACGAGGGACGUACCAACAGAUCAUUCGAGCAACCCUCCAGUGGGCCGGGCCGCACGCAGGACUCCGUCGACCAAGUGGACAGGUCCGCCGACGUUAACCGUAACAAGUCCACGGCCGACACAGAGGAAAAUGGCGAUUUACAUCCAGACAAGCACAGCAGGUGGAUCAACUCGCCAAAGAUCAGCGAUCUGUGGACGGAGCGCGACCACAAGCCCGACGCGCAGCGGACCAACAGGAUGUACCCCGACAUCGAAAAAGAAGUGUCCGAACAUAUAUCCGAGAGACGCGCCAGCUGGCUGAGCACGAAGCCGCUGCGUGCGGGGGCGGCGCGCGGGGCUGCGGGGUGCGCGGAGAGCUCUGUGCGGGAGCUGGGGGGGCGGAGCGCCUCGCCGGAGCGAGACCGGCUGGACUCGCUGUCCGGUACAUCGAUACAAUUCUGCGCGCACCGUCGCGGCGCGCUGGCGGCGUGCUCGAGGUGCGAGAAGAUCGCCCAUCAAAUAUCCGGAGUUUACGUAUCUGAAGAUGAGAAUGUGGAGCCGCGCGACGCCCCGCCCCACCCGACCGGGGUCAAGCUGACGAGGCCGGGCUACUACACCAUCCCCUCCUUGGACGACAUGAUAAACUACAUGCGGCCGGACGGCACGUGUCCUGUUCCGCACCUGACGAUCGGACGCAAGAACUACGGGAACGUGUACUACGACUCGGAGAUCGACGUGGCCGGCCUCGACCUGGACGCCCUGGUGCACUUCCUGAACAAGGAGGUGAUAGUCUAUCCGGAGGACAGCGACAAGCCGCCGGUCGGAGUCGGCCUGAACAGGCGGGCCAUCGUGACCCUCGACCGGGUGUGGCCCCGGGACAAGACCGAGAAACGACUCAUCACCGAGCCCGACAGAUUACUAAAACUGGAUUACGAAGGGAAGCUGCGCAGGGUUUGCGAGAAACAUGACACCAAGUUUAUCGAGUAUCGACCUCAAACGGGCAGCUGGGUGUUCAGGGUGGAGCAUUUCAGUAAGUACGGUCUCACUGAUUCCGACGAGGAGGACGACCCCACUCCGGACGUCCUGAAGCGGCAACUCCUCACCGAGUCUCUACAGAAAGCCAGCGCACCAGGUCCCAAGUCGCCUGUGAAUGUGUCGGAGGCGGGGGCUGCGGUCCCGGGGCUCUUGGGGCCCGGACAUCCCGGGCUGGGGGGCUCCGGCCCGCCAGGCCUGCUCAGCGAGGACAGCCUCUACAAUCUCCACCACACUUCCUUACUGACUCUAAACGGCACCAGCAAAGCCUUCGAUGUUAUGGACACCGCUGAAGACAACGCGGAGUCACAAAGCCUGUUUCUAGAAAACAGAGCGUUCGGCGUGAAGAGUCCCACCUCGGAGCUGGCGCGCCUGGAGAAUAGACGCAGCCACAGCGUGCAGCUGAUGAAGGCCUCGCUGUACCCUGAUGAAGAAAUGGACGAUGACGUGUCAGUGUCGACGGGAGAACAGCUGGUGCCGAACUCGGCUCCGAUAUUUAACGAUCAACGGUUACCGUCGCCCUCGCUGGGGACCGUCGUGGGGGCCCCGCCCCCGCCGCCGGAGCGCGCGCCCGAACCACCAAUGCGACCGCUCACUGUCCAACCCCAUACGAUAGUAUUGAAAUACCACAGAAAGGUUCCACCAUUCAAAGACACCAUUGCGGGUCGGCUGGACAGCGCCUGCCUGGCCGACAUGUCGGUGAGCCACGCGCGCCACAGCCGCGUCGGCUUCGGGCCCGCCUCCACCGUCGCCCUCCUCACCACGUACGACGCCUUCAGCGACCUGCCCAGAUCGUCUGAGCUCUCGUCGUUAGACCGGUACUUGAGCGGCAGGGCCAGCGGGGACUGGUCGGAGCGUCUGGUGGCGCGUCUGGCGCUAGCCGCCGACCGGCCGCAACACCCGCUGCAGGAGAUCUUGGAGCCGCACAUCUCUACGUUGCUGGAGUGGUCCACGCUAUCGGAGUGCGCAGAGGACGAGUGCCCGCGCCUCUCCCUCCGCCCCGAGCCGGAGGCGCGCCUGGCCGUGCUCAGGGACAAUCUGAGACACUCCUCCAAACACGACUACGUAGUGAAGUUCGGCGUGUCUGCCGCGUACUGCCGCGAGGUGUGGAGGCUGUGCGACGCGCUGUGGGGAGCCGAUCUGGAGAACGGUGGCAUCCCUGGCACGGACGAGCAGUCGAUAGUGAACAGACACAAGAAGCUGCUGCGUUGGUUCGAGGACGCCGUGGCGGGGGUCACGGACGCGGAGCUGGCCGAGCCCCGGGGGACAGAGCUGGAGGAUGAGUCCGACACGCACAGCGCUCGAAUCUGGACUUUGCUGCUGGGCGGCAGGACGCUUGAGGCCUGCAAGCUGGCCAGGGACAGCGGGGACCUCAACAUGGCCAUGCUCCUCGCUCAGGCCGGCGGCGAUGCGGCGUACCGGGGGCUGGUGGCGCGGCAGCUGGCGCAGUGGAGCGCGUGCGGCGCCGACACGCACGUGGCGGGCGCGCGCCUGCACGCGCUGCGGGCGCUGGGCGGCGCCGCCCCCCCCGCGCUGGCGGGCGCCGGCUGGCUGCGCGCGCUGCACGCCACGGCAAGAUACAUUUGCCCGCAAAUUCCCUCGCUCGAGAAAAUUAUAAGAACGUACGAGGGAUUCUUUAGUAAGGACGAGCAAGUCGAUUUGACGUCAUUAGGCGAUGACGUCGACAUGAGACCGCCCCUGCCGGAUUACAAUGAAGAUUACUGCUACAUCACGAGUAAGAAUGGAAAUACGAAAGCGGUGUUGGAUUUACGCUACGAGCUUAUUAGAGCAAGAGCUUUCAAUCAACGUCCGAAACUUAAGCCCGCAGCUUACACUCCGGAUCCGAACGAUUUUACACUGUGCUUCCUCCUGGGCGCGUGGUUCGGCAGUCCGUCGGUGGAGAGCGUGGUGUCGGUGGCGGAGCAGCUGGAGGCGGGCGGCGCGUGGCAGCUGGCCACCGCCGUGCUGGCGUACCAUCCGCACGGAGCCGCCCGAUCCUCGCUGGUGAGGAGCAUGAUCUCGCGGCACGCGCCGUCCUCGGGCUCCGCCCCCGGCCUCCAGCUGCUGGAGCGGAUCGGGGUGCCCGAGAAGUGGAUCCACCUGGCUCGCGCGCACAGGGCCAAGUACGAGCACCAGCCGGCGCUGGAGGUGGAGCAUCUGUUGGCAGCGCGGCAGUGGAGCGCCGCGCACCGCGUGCUGCUGGACGAGCUGCUUCCCGACGCCGUGCUCAACGACGAUCUGCAAACUGUAUCCCGGCUGCUGAAGACGCUGGAGGAGGCGGCCGAGCGACACGAGGUGGCCGACUGGGAGAGCGGCGGGCUCGCGCUGUCCCACUACAUACACGUCUGUGACGAGAUAAUGGCGAUACAGAAUGAAGGCGAUCAGUGGGGACGGCUGGAGGCGCUUCGCCCCCGCCUGGCCGCCGCCUGUAGGGCGCUGCCCCCUCCACAACACAUGUCGCCGCGUGUGGCCGCGGCCCGAGCGCAGAUGGGGGGUCGCUUGCUGCGGCUGACGCUGUCCGCCAACCUGUCCGCCGACAAGCUGGCGUCGCUGGUGGCCGCCCUGAAGCUGCCCCCGGACUGCUCCGCCUGCGCCAGUCACAAGAUAACAACAGAACUCGCCGAACGCAGAUUAGAAGGGAAUUAUACGGCCCUGCUUGCACCUUAACUUACAAAGAUAGCUUGAAGAUAAAUUAGUGUUAAUUUUUUGAUAAUUAGGAAAUUUAAUAAAUGUAAAGUCCGACUAAAAGUUAUUGCUAGAGCGAAAAGCGGGUUCUUGAAUUGGCAACACUGCGAUCCUUGGGCGGUGUUGCAGUAUUAUGAUAUUGUUUUGUAUUCUGGUAAUAUUUUUGGUUGUUCUAAUAGUUUGUGAUCUGUUUUGUGUAUGUAAUUAAUUGUUUAAGUAUUAUGUAAUUGAAUUGUUAUUUUUUUAUGAAAAAAUAAUAAUAAUUGAGUAUUUAAAAUUAAAUCGUGCUUACUCACGUGUUGUAGAGAUAGGGUUUCAUCAAGUGAUCACGAAUGCUCACAGUACUAGCCUCUAAUUGAGCGUUCCCCUUAUUGUUUCCUAGUUAGACAAAGUUGAAAAUAAUUAAUUAUAUAAAUAAAUAAAACUAGGUAAGAUCAUAUUAAUAUUUUCCAUUAAGGCUAAUUAUUAAACUUUAGUAAAAUUUUAACGAAAUAAUUUAAAAAAAUACUGAGUUUAAAAAUCAUUAAAUUUGUGUUUUCUCGGUAAUUAUUAUUGGCGUUAAUAUAAAUUUAGUUAGAUUUGUGUUAUGUAUUAUCGCCUCACCUACUACAUACAGUAAAUAUAAAUAAGUGUUUAGGGUAGGUUAUUGUUAAGUGAAUUCGCAUAGCAAUAGUUAACUGACAGGAGAUUGCAUCGAUUUUCUUUAUGUAAUUUAAGCCUUUGAGCGCGAACCGUCGAUCGAUCGACUCUCUGUUAAUGUGUAAAGUGCGGAGCGUCGGAAUAUCGACUAUUGCGUUUUUAAUAAGUUUGAAUAUCUGUUUCAAAUUUUCUUUGAAUCUAGCAUUGAUUUUUAAGUUAAAGUUUUUUAUAACUAUAGGCAGCGGCUUGGCUCGGCCCCUGGCAUUGCUGAAGUAUAUGGGCGACGGUAACCACUCACCAUCAGGUGGGCCGUAUGCGCGUCUGCCUAGAAGCGCAAUAGGAAAAAAAAGGCAAGAUGAUUAUCUUAAUAGUAUAUUUCUUGUCUGAACUAUUUCGCGUCUGCACUAUUUCGCGUCUGCACUAUUUCGCGUCUGAACUAUUUCGCGUCUGCACUAUUUCGCGUCUGAACUAUUUCGCGGAAGAGCUGUAGUCGUGGAGUCUGAGAACUUUGAAUUAUACAAUUUUAUCUCUCGCCUUAAUAAUUCUAGUUGCAUUGUUUUAUUGAGGCGUUUGUUUGUACAACAUUUGAAUACUGCGCUUACAUUUACAAUGCAUUUUAACUUUUAAUCACACGGAAAAAUUUGAAACUUUUUUUUUAUAUAUAAAACACUGUAGUUGGAACUUUAGUCAUUUGUUACCAAGAAAACUGUAAUUUAUACGUCUAAAGCAAUAAGAUAAUAGCAAAACAAAUUAGAUUAGUUUGUGAAAGUAGUCUUAAAUUAUAUAUAUUUUUUAAGCUAUUGCAUGGCUUUUAUCUCGGGCUUUGAGUUCGGCGACCGAUUCAAGAAAUUCCGUAACGAAAAUAAAACCUAACACCCCCACUCCGCCUACCAUGUAGCUCGCGUUCAACACGCAUCAUGAAAAGUCUGCCCAUCUCUCUCUCGCGCGGUCUAGCCUUAUGAGUGUGAAGGGGACAGUUAAUGUUUUGCUUUUGUUAAUGUUUAUAAAUAUAGCGCGGUCUUCUUUUAUUAUUGUCUAAUUAUAAUUGUGUAAGUUGAUAAAAAAUGCUAUGCAAUAGCUUUACUGCGGCUGUCCCCGAGUGUCACACGUGUUCGUUCAUUGCAAACUGUACUUCAUUGAUGUAGUAAGUUGCUCUUUUCGCAUUGGUUACUUUUAAAGUUAUCUAAAGUUGUACAAAAUUGGUUUUAGUGUUUUAACGUUCCAACUCUUAAAGUUCCAUCGUUGUAAGCUUAAAUAGAUAUAAGAAAUGUGUCUGUUGAAUCAAUUUUUUUUUUGUGAUAAAAGAAUUAAAGGUUAUUCGCUAA